Molecule: messenger RNA, 1900 nt
Organism: Urocitellus parryii (Arctic ground squirrel)
Lineage: Eukaryota; Metazoa; Chordata; Mammalia; Rodentia; Sciuridae
Gene: Chp1
Product: calcineurin like EF-hand protein 1
Molecular function (GO): calcium ion binding
Source: RefSeq, a predicted model, not a curated record
UCCCCUCGCACCACCCCUGGGUCGCCUCCCGGGUCCGCAGUAGAAACACUGCCCUCUCCCUUCUUGACCCCUAGCCCUUUCCACCCUCCCUUCCACUGCCUUAGCUUCAGGCGCCGCCGCUCCCGGAGGAGCUCCCAGCACAGUGAUGGGGUCUCGGGCCUCCACGUUACUGAGGGACGAAGAGCUCGAGGAGAUCAAGAAGGAGACUGGCUUUUCCCACAGUCAGAUCACUCGUCUCUACAGCCGAUUCACCAGCCUGGACAAAGGAGAGAAUGGGACUCUCAGCCGUGAAGAUUUCCAGAGGAUUCCAGAACUUGCCAUCAACCCAUUGGGGGACCGGAUCAUUAAUGCCUUCUUUCCAGAGGGAGAGGACCAGGUAAACUUCCGUGGAUUCAUGAGAACUUUGGCUCAUUUCCGACCCAUUGAGGACAAUGAAAAGAGCAAAGAUGUGAAUGGACCAGAACCACUCAACAGCCGAAGCAACAAACUGCACUUUGCUUUUCGACUGUAUGAUUUGGAUAAAGAUGACAAGAUCUCCCGUGAUGAGCUGUUACAGGUGCUACGCAUGAUGGUUGGAGUGAAUAUCUCAGAUGAGCAGCUGGGCAGCAUUGCAGACAGGACAAUCCAGGAGGCUGACCAGGAUGGGGACAGUGCUAUAUCUUUCACAGAAUUUGUUAAGGUUUUGGAGAAGGUGGAUGUAGAACAGAAAAUGAGCAUCCGAUUUCUUCACUAAAGGACAGAGACCAAACUGUUCCUUGCUUUCUAGUAUUUAAGAACUGGAACUUAAGAGUCCUCCUGUCCACCAACCCCACCUCCACCCCUUCAUUCUCCUUCUCCCAGAAUACUACUGCUGUUGCAUGACAACCCCAAAUAUGUUCUGUGUACACAAAACUGCCUUCGAUGUAUAAACAGGGCAUUACAGAAUGGUACAUCCAGUCUAUUUCUCUUCAGUAUCCAUCURCCAGUUCUCCAUUUAUAAAUACCAUGUUCCCCUGUUCUGCUGCUCCAGGCCACACAUCCAUCCAGUUUGAGAAAGAGAUGGAAUCAUGCCAAUAACCAGCCAGCAAAACUCUAACUGGAUGUAGACUCCUUUUAGCGAGGUUUAGCAUGCUCCUACUUCCUUCUUAUAURUCCUUUGCUUCUUAUUUUCCUGUCAUACAACUUACCUCCACUUAGUCUUUCAGCCUCCCUGCUUUUUAUUGAGCCUCAAAAUUCCCUGUGUUCCUCUUAACACYCCAAACUAUGCCUGUUAAAURUAUUUCUGACUUGGCAGGAUAGUUCAGUGGUCUGGCAGWUUUCAUCUACCUUCACUCUUAAAUGAGUACCUAGGAUGUUAUCUUUCCAGGAGCUUUUUGGUAAUCAACACUUCUCUUGGAAGAAUGUGACCCUUUCCUGAUCCUCUGCACUGCUCUGUCAUCAAAGGGUGGAGAUAUCCUUCUURGAAGCUGGCCUUGGUGAAAACAUUUCAUAGUUUGUGAAGAUMUAGAGAAGAAAUUGAUAACUGAAAAGUGUAGAGCCACCUGUUUUGUGUGGCCUACUCGGAUUGCUCUGCCUCUGCCCUCUGAUYCUCGACUUAUGUACCUACAUGGCUUUUCCUAUGAGUGCAGUGUUCACUAUUCAGAAAAUAUUCAUAUGCCUACAGGUCURCUUAGCUUUGGGACACUGUUGCUACCAGAAUAGCUGUUCUGACAGCAUUCUUAGGGACCUUUUCAUAACUUUUUGAACAUGAUGGCUGGGCGUCUUAUAAAACCUGCUACGUUUACAUUCUGCAGCAUGGUUUAUGCCUCCUUGUUAGUGCACUGGAAUGUUUUUCACUUCAUGUUUCCACUUGACUGUUGUUAUGGAAGUGCCUAACUUUUCCAAGUCCAAAAUAGUUAAAGAUGGUCCUCAGUGUUUUGAA